Messenger RNA from Trypanosoma rangeli, 2454 nucleotides. RefSeq lists its product as uncharacterized. Bases 1 to 2454 code for a protein of 817 amino acids. The record is from RefSeq and is a predicted model, not a curated record. Lineage: Eukaryota; Euglenozoa; Kinetoplastea; Trypanosomatida; Trypanosomatidae. The transcript has a single exon.
AUGCCGAGGAGUGGCGACGGUGACCAGCAACAGGAGGAGGAGCAGCGGGGAAAACAGCAGGGCGGUGAUUCUCCUUUGCGCUCGUUAACGAGGGAUAUUACGCCGGGAAGCUUCGCAGCUUCACGGAGUGCUGUGGACGCCGAGUUGAUGUGGCCACCGCGGGAGGAGGAUGACACAUCCGUGUCCCGUCCGGAUGUGGCCCAGACAGGUGAGUGGCCUCAGCCGUGCAGCAUCGGCGCCUCCGUACGCUCACUUCCUUUCAGGGAGGCAGCAGGAGGAACGAGUUUUUUGGAUAGCGAGGCUCUCAUGCGCAGGAAGUGGGGCACCCUUCAGAAGGAGUGUCCGCUUCAUCCACGGUCUUCGACCCCGUCAGUGGGAAGCGUAAGCUGGAGUCACGCAAGGGAGGCUUCGAUAGGCACCUUGACGCAGUUGGGCACCCCACCGCCACUGCGGGCCAGCGCGGCGGUUUUUGUUUUUACGCUGAACGAAGAAGAGAGCCUGCGACAAUCACCACCACUAGAAGUUAUCGCCUCUUCAGGCAAGCGUGAGGGUAAUUAUGGGGUCAGCACAGUACCGCACAAUAUUGCUGUCAGCGCGAGCAGCAAUAAAGGUCCUAUUGAUGCUCAAAAAGGUGUACAAAUUGGUGCCGUGGCAACACAAAAAGCGGAGUCGGUAGACUUGCAGAGGUCAAGUUUUUCUUUGGGUGCACCACAACACUCAGGUUUCUUACAAGGUGCUGGGGAGCGAACUACGGCUAUGCAUGGGGGUCAAGGACUCUCUGGUAUAAGUAACUCUUGUCGAGUAAGUAGUGAAAGGAGAACUCUCUCCGGAGGUGACGAUAUUGUGUCAAGUUCUCGCGAUGUAGAUCACCAAAUCACUCCACUAAGUAGUAAAAACAAUGAGGAUUUGGGCUCAGCGAAGCAUGUGGUGUGUUAUAAAGUGAGGAGAUUUCAGAAGAACCCUAACAAUGACGAUAGGCAUGGGGAUGGAAUGUCUAGCUCCGAUGAUGACUGUUGCUGCUGUAGGGUUUGCAAUCUAUUUUGGUGUUGUAGAGGGGACUGUGGGUUCGGGACGGCAUUUCUAGCAGAGGAUCAGUCUGGCAGACAGCGAGAAAAGGUGAAUAUAGAGCAACACCCUGGCUCUAAAUCUAGAUUUUGUGGGAAGGUGUUUUGUCAGUGGGUAUAUGUGAAUGCUUUUGCAGGUGAUCAUGCUGUGGCCUCGCAGAUUCUUUGCCUUAUGAAUUGUAUCUCUGGUAUACUUGUGAUACUCGCCGUGUUGCUUCUUUUGGCAGGACUGUGGAAUGAUCGACCUAUCAUUCUUGUGAAUGAUGGCUCUAUAUGCCAUGGGACGGUGGUGCCUGGAGUUGUGACGCCAGACAUUUCGUUUAGCAUUCUUCUCUUUCUUUUUAAUGCAUCCCUGGCGGCCUACUGUGCUAUUCGGGCGGUUCGAUAUGAGAAUACAGGUCUGCUAAUAUGCCACUUUAUCGCUGUACUACUGCAGCUAUGCCGUGUCAUGUAUUUUUUGUAUUUCAUGAACAUUGACACCCUUUCGAACCCUUUGAUGCUAUAUACGGAGAUCCUGCUUGGCCUAAGCGCCUUCUUACUAUUGGCUUCAUGUGGCACAUACCGAUGGGUGCGCAUGUCGUUUGGAUGGGGGCGAUUCAUGAGGGGCAUCACUCGCUCUGUUCUGUUGCAGCGUCACCGGCGGCAGAUGUUUGUACAGUCGUUCGUACAGCUCGAUGUCUACGGCUCUAUCAACAGUGCUCUCACAGUGGCAUACAUGGUGGGCACAAACCUUGAACAGUUUCUAGGACUAGCGGUUGCGGUCCUCUCUUGUGCGGCGGCGAUGCUUUACCCGGUGAUGCUUCGACGCCGUUCGAUAUGGUUUGUCUGCUUUUUUUCAUUAACAUUGGCAUUCUCGUUGGUGUUUUAUUGCUAUGUUAUCAGCAGCGCGAUGGAGCUUUACUUGGUGCGCAAUGCAACAGCUCACUUUGAGGCGAGUCGGUGUUAUAAGCCACAACUUUUACACUGUCUGAGAGACCUGGAAUAUGACUUCAUCUCCCAAGAGGGUGCUACACGGAAGAGUGUCAAUGGUAGCAGAAGUUUUUUACCCUCUGAGGGUGAUCGCAGCGAAUUCUUUCAAGACUCGCCGUGCAAGGGGAAUUGUCUUUUAAUGCGUAACGAUCACUAUGUGAAAGGGUUUACGCACUGCUGUGAAGUAUAUGGCAACUGCCGCCUUAGAGAUGGCGUGCAAAGUUACGGUGUGGUGACUCUCACGGUGCUGGCUGUCAUUGUGUGGACAGUGCGCAUCAUUCUUGUCUGGGUAUGGGCUUCUUGCAUGGCGGAGGAUGCAGAAGAAGCAGCGAGAGGUUUUCAAAACCCCACUUUCAAUUUCCCUACAUCUUCUUCGUUGUUACUCGCCAGCUCCUUUGCCAAACGUUUGGAGUCCGCCUGA